This is a messenger RNA of Ictalurus punctatus (channel catfish), 1206 nucleotides long. RefSeq names its product selenoprotein T, 1b (gene selenot1b). Gene Ontology annotation, molecular function: thioredoxin-disulfide reductase (NADPH) activity. Lineage: Eukaryota; Metazoa; Chordata; Actinopteri; Siluriformes; Ictaluridae. Gene Ontology annotation, cellular component: endoplasmic reticulum membrane. The record is from RefSeq and is a predicted model, not a curated record. The transcript is spliced from 6 exons. Gene Ontology annotation, biological process: cell redox homeostasis.
ACGUGCCAUGCGCGAGCUCUGGGUGUGUAGUGACGCUGGGUCUGAGCAGAAUGGCGGCGCGCUGGUUCUCGCUGUUUGUCCUGUGUGUGCUGUCUCUGUACCACUGCACAGCGGAUAACGGCAGUGUUAAAAAGAUGAAGAUGCACUACACAGCUGGACCUCUGCUCAAGUUCCAGAUUUGCAUCUCCUGAGGCUACAAGCGGGUGUUUGAGGAGUACGCUCAGGUUCUUAACCAGAGGUAUCCAGACAUCCGCAUAGAAGGGGAGAGCUACCUCCCUCAACCUGUGUACAGACACCUGGCCUCCUUCCUCUCCAUGUUGAAGUUCGCUGUAAUCAUCCUUGUUAUUGUGGGAAAGGAUCCGUUCACGCUGUUCGGAAUACCGACUCCUGGAGUCUGGACCUGGGGGCAGGAGAACAAGGUGUACGCCUGUAUGAUGGUGUUCUUCUUCACGAACAUGAUGGAGAACCAGUGUUUAUCUACAGGAGCCUUUGAGAUUUCACUGAAUGACGUCCCUGUGUGGUCGAAGCUGGAAUCGGGUCAUCUUCCCUCCAUGCAGCAGCUUCUUCAGAUCCUGGAGAAUGAGAUGAAGCUGAAUGCACACAUGGACACACUGCCUCUACAACGCUCCUAAUUCCACACACUCACUGUGUCAGAGCUCCACCCACUCCUGUGUAUAUGACGGUGUCUCGGCUCAGUGAAGCGGCUGUAAUGAAGGUCUGCACUGAAAGCGGCGUUCCCGUUGGUGUGGGCCGGAUGUCCCCGUCGUCUUUCCUGGUGCUUUGGGACUCCGUGAUGUACGCGGUGGGAGGCGUGUCUCUGGUUUAUUUGGAAUUCUGGGAAGUUUUAAUCGAAGUGCCUGCAGUGCCGGUGUGUGUGGUUAAUGUGGGGUGUUUCUCAUCUUUAUUUUGAUCGAUUAUGAUUAGCUCUGAGGGCCAAACACAACAGAUUUACAGACUUUUUUAUACCUAUGCAUCAUUUUUGCCAAAUAAAUCAUUUUUAGAUCUGACGAUAAACAAAUCAGCUGUACAUUAUUCUGUAUUUAGAUGAGAGAGAAGUUUAUAUACAAACAGUGUUUAACCUGUAAAUCAUGCUCGUUUAUUUUAAAGAUUCACUUCCAGUUAAUAUAUUUAGAUUUGUUCUAAUUUUCAAUGUUUUUUUUUUAUAUUUUCGGUCAAAAUAAAAUCUAGUUUCAGUCCAAACAUAAA